CACAAACCGAAAGUUGAUUGUUCACUCACGGUUCAGUUUCUUUUAGUUAUUUAUGGCAAGUGUAAGUGAUGGUGUGGCACCCCGGAAACACAGAUUGUUUGUGGCUGCCAUUGACUUUGGCACCACAUAUUCUGGCUACGCCUUUUCAUCAAAAGACGACUGGGAGAAAGAGCCUCUUAAAAUCAAUGCAAACAUUUGGAAUUCCGGAACCAAAAGUCUAUUAUCUACAAAAGCUCCCACAACUCUUUUGCUGAAUCCCAACAAGACCUUCCAUUCGUUUGGAUAUGAAGCCGAAACUCAUUAUUCCGACAUGGCGGACGAGGAGGAAGACUACAAAUCUUAUUACUAUUUCCACUGCUUCAAGAUGUUGCUUCACAACAACAAAAAAUUACGGAGAGAUACAGAGAUAACAGACGCAACAGGGAAAAGCCUGGACGCAAUGACAGUUUUCAGCAUAUCCAUUAAAUUUCUUAGAGACCACCUCUUUAAUAGUCUGUCGGACAAGUUCAAAGAUAUUCAAAAAGAUGACAUACACUUUGUACUAACCGUUCCAGCGAUAUGGGAUGACAAUGCAAAGCAGUUUAUGCGAGAAGCAGCGGUGAAGGCUGGGAUAUCUAGGGAACAGCUAUCCAUAGCUCUAGAACCGGAAGUAGCUUCCAUUUACUGUCAGUAUCUUCCUCUUGAACGCCAAAAAUUAAAGAGCGGGACUUCUUUUUUAGACGUCGCCAAAUCAGGGUCAAGGUUCAUGGUAGUAGACCUGGGAGGCGGGACGACAGACAUUACCUUGCACGAACGCUGUAAAGGUGGAAAGUUAAAGGAAAUUCACCGGGCCUCUGGGGGUCCGUGGGGUGGGCGGGACAUCAACGAGGCAUUUUUCUCUUUCCUCAAAGAAUUGUUUGGACAAGAUGUAAUUGACAAGUUUAAGAUAGAUCAUAUGGAUGACUAUUUAGAGCUGGAAAGAGAAUUUGAAACAAAAAAACGCAUGAUAACAUUUGAAAAACCAGGUCGAGUUAAAAUGACCUUCCCCCUGUCUUUGUUUGACUUGGCAAAAACUGCAAGAAAUGCAAAUUCUGUCGAUGAAAUAAUCGGCCAAAAUGCUAAGUAUGCAGGGAAAGUGAAUGUUAAACAACAAAAGCUUCAAAUUUCUAAUGAAGUUUUUAAGUCCUUGUUCCACCCAACCCUUGAUAGCAUCGGAAGUCACAUUCAGAAAAUAUUAAAAGAUAAAUCCGGUGAAGUGGACAAUAUUUUAAUGGUUGGGGGAUUUUCCGAGUGUGAACUUGUUCAAAAUCAACUGAAAAACGUUCUUUCAAACAGAAAGAUAAUUGUACCAGACGAUGCUGGACUCGCCGUUUUAAAAGGUGCUGUUCUGUUUGGCCAUAUGCCACAAGUGAUCACUUCCCGAGUGGCACGACACACCUACGGAAUUCAAAGUUGGCCAGAGUUUGAUCCAGAAAAACACCCACCGUCGAAGAGAGUUGUGAUUAAUGGUGUCGCACGAUGUAAAGACGUCUUUUUCAAAUAUUGCACAAUAGGACAGGAAAUCACGCCAGGAUUUCAAUGUUCCCAAACUUUCCAGGCUCUGAAGCCAGACGAAGACACUCUCGAAUGCACAAUUCACGCCUCUUUUGAGGAGGAUCCAAGAUUCGUCACGGACGAGUCUUGCUUUCGUCUUGGGACACUUACAGUUCCUUUGCCAAAGCGACGGUCAAACGAACCGCUUGAAAUAGAGGAAACGAUGGUGUUUGGAGAAACUGAACUCCAUGUCAGAGCAAAAGAUAUUACUCAUAAUCGAACUUAUGAGGCUUUCUUUAACUUUCUGGACAACUGAGAUUGUUGAGUGUUAUCAUUUUAUUGGAAUGUUCACACGAAUUCAGUUAUGAUCUGUUUAUGAAAUGGGCUAAGAAUAUUUAUUGUACAUUAUUUGGUGCCAAUGUAAUAAAAUGAUACAACUAAA
Messenger RNA from Saccostrea echinata, 1954 nucleotides. Its product is annotated as heat shock 70 kDa protein 12A-like. The record is from RefSeq and is a predicted model, not a curated record. The coding region runs from base 53 to 1828 and encodes 591 amino acids. Gene Ontology annotation, molecular function: ATP binding; ATP-dependent protein folding chaperone. Lineage: Eukaryota; Metazoa; Mollusca; Bivalvia; Ostreida; Ostreidae. The transcript has 5 exons.